AUGUCGGGGAAUCCAUCAGUUAAACUUCCUGGGUUCUUGAAAACGUUAACAGAAGCUUCAAAGGCUCCAUUAAAAGCAUCAUUGACCAUUUCAAGACCAAUUGGUUUACCUGAACCUAAAGUAUUUGGCAGCCAAUUUUCCAUAACUAAGUAUUUCAGUCCUGAAGCCAGAGAUCAAAGAAGACAACAGAUUAAUUAUGAUUUGAAACAUUCCCAAGUCUAUGAGUAUAAAUCUUACACCAAUACCAACGGGAAGAUUUUUAGAUCUCCGGUAUCAUUUUUCAAAGGUGAAAAAUCAUUAUAUUUCCCUAAUUUUAUAGAAAAGAACAUCAAUGGGGAGAGAAUUGAGUUUUUCAAAGCAUUAGCUGGUAAGGUUAAUGUCAUAAGAGUGUUCCAAUCCGUUGCUGGUGCCAAUGCCACAGAAACUUACUUCAAAUCUGGGGAAUUGGAUUAUUUGACCAAAAACUAUAAAGAUUUCGUACAGAAGUUCCCAAAGGUUCAACUUAUAGAUUUGAACAUCCCUCUGGAUAGUUUGAAGAACACUAUUCUUAACAUGAGUAAGUCAAAUAUCAAGAAAUCUGUUCCUGAAGAGAGACAACUGGGUUAUUUCAUUUUACCUCAUAGCGUAUUUAACCAUGAAGUCAGAGAGAAUCUUCUCUGUGAUAACAGUUAUGGUGGAUAUAUCUACGUUGUAGAUGAACAGGGACGAAUCAGAUGGUGUACUAGUGGGAACUCAGAUGAAGCUGAUGUUAAAUUGUUCCAUAAGGUGUUAAUGGGAUUAUCUAAAGAGAUAUCGGUAUAA
Molecule: messenger RNA, 801 nt
Organism: Yamadazyma jaroonii
Lineage: Eukaryota; Fungi; Ascomycota; Pichiomycetes; Serinales; Debaryomycetaceae
Source: the annotation of a GenBank genome assembly